This is a messenger RNA of Paramecium octaurelia, 1056 nucleotides long. The record is from the annotation of a GenBank genome assembly. Lineage: Eukaryota; Ciliophora; Oligohymenophorea; Peniculida; Parameciidae.
AUGCAUCACGAAAGAAGUAAGCAUUCUAGAGCUGACGUUUUACAUUUGUUCUUUCCAAAUGAGGACAAUUUCUCAAGGUUUUGCAGAAAGUUGAAAAAAUGUAAGUCAACAUUUUUGGGUUGCAUUUACUAAUUGACUCAUUAAACUAUUAUAGACAUACUGAUUUCAUUAGCUACUAAAGGUUGUAGAGUUGACAUAAUUAUGGAUUUAAAUUCAGAAGAGUUUGAAGAAAGAAAGCAAAUAAUUCUCAACAAACUAUUAGUUAUGAGUGGGUUCAAAGUGAAUGUAUCUUUGAUUGAAUCCAAAGGAUUAAUGCAUAGCAAAUUUUGUGUCAUUGAUGGCAAACUAACUAUGGUAGGGAGUGCCAAUUGGACCUAUUAAGCAUUUUCAAAUAACUUUGAGCAUAUUUCAAUAAUUAGUGAUACCAAAACAGCAAAAUAAUUUACAGAAUCUUUCAAAAAUAUCUGGGAUUAAGCAAAGUAAGCAAAAUUCAUUGAUUCGUAGAUUGUAUAUUAACCAAAUAAAAAUUGUAUUGAGUUUAAACCACAUAAAAAAAGUACACUUAAAUUGAAGAUAAAAAAAAGAAAAUUUAAGAGGAGAUUCAGACAAUAAAAAUAACAUCAAAGGUUUAAAUCAAAGAAUAAAUCACAAGAAAAGUAGAAAUUGAUACCUGAACUAAAAGUGAAAGAAAUAGAAUUAAAUGAAAACUCAAAGGGAUUUCAGUAAUGUGAAGAAUAACAAAAACUUUAAUUUACUAAUUCAAAUAAAACGUAAGGUCUUCUUGAAAAUCUUAAGUUAAAUGAAGAAUAAAAAUAUGACUAUUCAGAUUUCGCAAUAAAACAUGACUAAAAUACUUAUACCAUGAAGGAUUCCAAAAAUCAUAAUGCUCAGCAAAUUUCUACUCCAUGGCUAAUUUAGAAUUAAUAAUUAUUUUUUCCUAAUAUAAUUAAAGGUCCAUCAAAACAGAAACAAUCUUAGAAAAAAGAACAAAAUGUUAUCAUAAUAGAUGAUGAAGAUGUACAAAUCAUCACAGAUUUCUCUAAGGAUAUCCUUUGA